AUGAAGAAGCCUGACAGCACCCCUUGCAAAUUUACUGCAAUGAGAGAUCACCGUGCUAGUCUCGUGGUGGGGCGACCGGGCGAGCGGUUGUCGACCCCGUGGCAGAUUGAGGCUACAGUUGUUCGAAACGAGCGGGAUCCAUCGUCAGGGCGAGGCGCAAUGCCCUUCACGGCCAUUUACUCGAACAAAGACCAUUCCACGCCCAAGUUUACGACUGAUCCGUCCCAGAUCAUGCGGCUUGUGGUCAAGAAGCCGAGUGGGUCCGAGAACGAAUCGGACUAUAAGGGACAGCACAGAAUUUGGCCUGGUUUGCUACUGCUGUUCGUGCUCGUUAUGGGCUCAACGGUUCUGAUCAUAACAGGAGCAAUGAAGACGUCCGAAACGCGCAAAGCGCGAACAUUGCAUUACGAGCAACGUGUAGCAGGAAAACGUUCUAUUAAAGACGGCAAGACUAAUGAAGACAUCAUCAUCUCGGAUGACGGUCAAAUUGGCAACCCCAAGUCGUACGACACUAGCAUCACUUGUGAAAUGCCCGACUACCAAAGCAAAAAUGGCCAGAUCGUAGCGGUUGCUGCCAACGGUACGGAGAUAUCAAUUCAAAUCAAAGGUGUCAAUUGGUUCGGUAUGGAGACAGCGCUUGCAGUACCAUUUGGGCUCUGGGAGAACACUGACAAUGGAACUACGGCAUACGAGAUAGCAGCGUUCUUGGCACGAAAUAACUUUAACGCAGUGAGAGUGCCGGUUUCGAUUGAAAACGUACUGAACAACAGUCCACCUCAAAAGGGUGUGAUCAAUCUCUCAAGCAAUCGUGCGAUCAAUGGAACAAAUUUUAUCUCGACACUACAGACAAUUACGAAAGCAUUAGCGUACCGCAAAAUCGGUGUGCUAAUAAGUAUGCACCGACUCACUAACAAAAAGUCGGGUGCUACGUGGUUUGAUGAAGAUCUUGGCGUGACGCAAGAUGAUUUUCUAAAUGCAGUUGACAUCAUUUCGUCCAACCUUUGUGGACAGGAUUAUUGGAACGUCAUGGGCAUGGAUUUAAAGAAUGAACCGGAAACUGCAACGUGGGGAACUGGGGAUGACGACGAUUUUGUCGUGGGUUGUGAAAAAAUUGCAAAGGUCAUGCAUGGUAAUUGUCCGCAAUGGCUUGGCUUUGUUGAAGGUGUCGUGGGUGUACAUACUGUCACGAUUGGUGACGAGGAACUAGAUUACUACGAUUGGUGGGGUGGUGGUCUACAGAAGGCAGGAGAUACUCAGCCUGAGUUUACGAUUGAAAACAAAGUCGUGUGGGCUCCUCAUUAUUACACGACUGCAGUCGCUCCCCAACGCUAUUUCUACGGUGAUAAAACGACCUCUGACUUUUCGACGUAUGUGGAAUUGUCUGAUAAAGACCUUCUUACACGUGUGGAGGGUACAAUGUAUGACAUGUUUGGAUAUUUGGUAAAUGACAAGGGCUAUGCUUUAUUACUUGGAGAAUUUGCAGGUUUGUAUACAAAAGAUGCCCAUCCAAAGAAAACAACCAAGCGAACAACGGAUUUAACGAUUCAAGUGUUGAUGGAAAACAAAUAUGCUGGUGGAUUUAUGUGGUCCUUAAAUCCAGAGAGCGAGUAUCAAUACAAUCCAGCUGAUACGGAAGGUUCCUUUACAGAAGGUAUGCUACUUGAUGAUUGGUUGUCACCGAAUAAUGACUUUCUCGAUGCAUUUAUCCCCAUGGAUGCCAUGCCAAAUUUACGAAAAUUUCCAUGUUUUCCGAUUGUAAAAGAAGACGAAUAA
Molecule: messenger RNA, 1773 nt
Organism: Peronospora farinosa
Lineage: Eukaryota; Oomycota; Peronosporomycetes; Peronosporales; Peronosporaceae
Source: the annotation of a GenBank genome assembly